AUGAUAUAUCCGAUCUUCGCAGAAAUUCAAUCUGAGAUAAAGAGUAUGAUAGACAGGCUCAAUAUUGUGACCAGUUUCUACCACAUGCACAAAGAUGAAAUGCUUUCUCAGACACUCACUUCGGCGUGGCGGUCCAGUCUUCGGCAACAAGGGGUUCAAGAAGGGCAAACGACGUCUAAAUUCUCACUUCUUGAGUUUCUUCAGAAUCAAAAUGGUCUUGAGGAUGCAAAUACUGCGGAAGAAUAUUCGAACAUUGCUAUUGAAGUCCCCUCUGAUGCGGUUGGCCCAACUGAGGUCAAUCCAGCCGUGACGCUGGACUUGAUCACGCCCUCUUCAAGCAGACCUGGUCUGUUAGAUGACGAAUUUUGGUCAUCCAACGUGUUGGAAAUGAAUUUCGACAUGGACGGAAGUCAAGUGGAUCCAUUUUCUCGCAUUUUUGAAGACUGGUCGCUUGUGUCUUCCUCCGAGGAAUAG
Messenger RNA from Penicillium brasilianum, 474 nucleotides. The record is from the annotation of a GenBank genome assembly. NCBI's taxonomy places the organism in Eukaryota, Fungi, Ascomycota, Eurotiomycetes, Eurotiales, Aspergillaceae.